UUGAAAGCGUCUCAAAUAGAUAUAAAUCUUUAUAUUAACAUUUAUUAUUUUUCUGAUAUCUUGUUUUGUUUUAAUAAAUAAAAAAGCUUGUCAUGUGAGGAAACUUUCCGGUACCUUACCAAGAAAAAAAAAGGAAAACAAAAAAUAAAUAAAUAAAGAUACGAUGUUCAAUCAUAAAUAAGUUAUAAGUCGACGUGAAACGUAAUAUGUUCCAAAAAUAUCACUGUCGAAAUCUCGAGAAGCCUAUUCGGCGAACAAAGAUGACAAUGGCACUCCAUGACAAAGACAACGAGCAGCACCGACAACAACUAGAGAGAAUGAAAACGUUGAACUCUUCCGAAACAUCUAAAGAUCCUCAAUCGGUACCUUCUGAUAUCAUUAUCGAAAUUCUGUCGAGGCUUCCCGUUAAAUCGCUCUUACGGAUCAGGUCUGUGUGCAAGUUAUGGUUCUCUAUAAUAUCCGAUCCUCAUUUUGUCAAAUCCCAUCUCAGUUUGUCAACCAGCAACAAUCGCUAUGCACAUCAUCGCUUAAUUUUGAGUACCAAUUCAAUAAGUGUUCAUAGUUGUCCUCUUUAUGAUGUGCUUUAUGAUGGAACCGUCAACGCCUUAGAGAUUGAUUAUCCAUUGAAAGAGUCUUUUGACUAUGUGCGGAUCUUCAGUUGUUGCAAUGGAUUGCUUUUAAUAGCUAACGCGGACGGUGAUCUGUUUAUUUGGAACCCUAGUACCCGAAGAUCAAACAGGUUACCGUGUUCUGGUUCUAGAGGGCGACCUUGUAAGUAUGAAUUUGGGUACGAUGAGUCUUCUGAUGAUUACAAAGUUGUUGGAAUAUAUUAUGUUUCUAAGGGUGAAGCCGAGUAUGAUGCGAUAGUGAAGAUGUAUUCAUUGAAAACUGGAAAUUGGAAGAGAAUUGGUGAUUUUCAUAAUGGUUUUUCUAUGGAUUGUUCUGUCAAGUAUUUGAAUGGAGUUCUUCAUUGGAUGAGUAUUCAAGAUUCUGGGUCAUCUUAUUCGUGGACUAUAGCUUCUCUUGAUUUAGCAAAGGAGACGUAUGGAGAAAUUUUGCAACCUGUGUAUGAUGAAUUCCGUACGCAUUUAAAAUUGGGGGCUUUGAGAGAAUGGUUGUGUGUGCUUUGUGAUUAUAGUCAAAUUCGUGCGGAUGUAUGGGUGAUGAAGGUUUAUGGGGUGAAAGAUUCUUGGACUAAAUUGGUUUCUAUCCCAUAUUCCACUGAUCCUGGGUGGCAUAGAUUUUCAGUGCCUUUGUGUAUUUCAGAUGAUGGGAAAGUUUUGCUGAAAUUUGGGUCGAAAUUAGUUGUAUAUGAUUCCAAGAAUUGUUCAUCUUCAGAGAUUCAGAACUUCAAUGAAUAUGUUGAAGCGUAUACAAUUGUUGAGAGUCUGGUUUCUCCUGAUUCCCAAGCGGGCCCUGGAGAUAAUAAUCAGGCUUGAUAUCAAGGAAGACAUGGCUUUUCUAAGAGGGUGUUUGGUUAAAAAAAUUCUGCCUAGGAUUAUCUAAUUACUUGAUCACCACAUGUUAGAAGAAAAUCACUUAUAUCCCAUUGUUUUGUCUUCUACUUUCUUUAAGUAGUAGAACUCUCAACACAUUCAACUCCAUUAGUAGUGAUUCUUACAACCUAUCUGUCACAAGUGUAUCCAAAAACCAUUUCCUACACAAUAUUUUUCUACAUCUCACUUAAUUCUUAUAGUUCAACAUCGCAUAAUUACUUUUCAAAUGCACAUCAAAUGAACCUCACUAAUGGAAUUAAUGUGCUUUGGACAAGACUGAUGCUACAUCAAUACAUGGUAAAAUAAAAUAAGUCAAUGGGUGGAAAGUUGACCAAAUCUUUUGACCCAUUCUAUAUGGUUAGAUGUUGAAAGUGGGGAAGAUUGCUC
This is a messenger RNA of Lactuca sativa (garden lettuce), 1883 nucleotides long. RefSeq names its product F-box/kelch-repeat protein At3g23880. The record is from RefSeq and is a predicted model, not a curated record. Gene Ontology annotation, molecular function: protein binding. Lineage: Eukaryota; Viridiplantae; Streptophyta; Magnoliopsida; Asterales; Asteraceae.